This is a messenger RNA of Phytophthora nicotianae INRA-310, 501 nucleotides long. RefSeq lists its product as hypothetical. NCBI's taxonomy places the organism in Eukaryota, Oomycota, Peronosporomycetes, Peronosporales, Peronosporaceae. Bases 1 to 501 code for a protein of 166 amino acids. The transcript has 2 exons. The record is from RefSeq and is a predicted model, not a curated record.
AUGGAGCCGAUGCGACGUCCCGGUGAAGUGCCCACAGGCUACGAGAACUGGACCAUCAACGAGACUGCGCUGCUUGCGGAAUCCAUCGUCGAAACGAUCGUGUUCGGAGUGACAUUGCAGUGGAACAUCAAGAGCGUGAGAGAUUUCGUCAAAGCCGCCAACGCCUGCAAGACCGACGAGAAGCUCCCCGUUUGGUUGUCCCAACCUCGAGGCCAAAUCACUGAGCAAGUGUUCAAGAGCGACGUGAUGGCAUGUCUAGCAGAGGUCGCUGGUGGCCAGGCCCGGGAGAACGACUUGGCCCCGAACACGUUGCAGCAAAACUUCAACAUCUCCAAACGCCUCGGCCAUCUUGAGGACGACUCGUUCGUCCAGUCAUGCAUGGCCAAACUCGAUGCCGGCAGCUGUCUCGCUGCUGUUUUUGUUCGCCAGGAGCCGGCUUUUGGGAUCGAACAUGUACGCACCAGCCCUCCACUGCCACCAAACCGGCGGGUUUUCUAUUGA